Messenger RNA from Pseudozyma hubeiensis SY62, 4269 nucleotides. Its product is annotated as potential zinc finger protein. Gene Ontology annotation, cellular component: chromatin. Lineage: Eukaryota; Fungi; Basidiomycota; Ustilaginomycetes; Ustilaginales; Ustilaginaceae. The transcript has a single exon. Gene Ontology annotation, biological process: DNA-templated transcription; regulation of transcription by RNA polymerase II. The record is from RefSeq and is a predicted model, not a curated record. Gene Ontology annotation, molecular function: zinc ion binding; DNA-binding transcription factor activity, RNA polymerase II-specific; RNA polymerase II cis-regulatory region sequence-specific DNA binding. Bases 1 to 4269 code for a protein of 1422 amino acids.
AUGCAGAGCGACUAUUUUGGCGCGGCUGCUGAGCCAGAGAACGGCCGUAUCCGCUCUCGUCCGGAAUCACCUACACCCUCCGGUCCAGCACGCAAGGUGCAGAAGCGCAGUUCCAUCGCAUCAAACGCAUCCAAUGACGACGACAAUGAUGACGAUGACACCGCAGCCGCCGACGCAUCCACCGACGCCGCUGGAGGCCCCGUGCCCAGCGGACCACCCUUCAUCUGCCCCACCUGCUCCACAAGCUACUCCCGACUCGAGUAUCUGAGACGCCACGAGAGGAGGCACGCCGACAUUCGUCCCUUCGUUUGCGACUGCGGAAAGGGUUUCUCGCGCAGCGACGUGCUCUCUCGCCACAAGCGACAGUGCCGAGUCGUCCUCCAGCUCGAUGGGUCCGGCGAUGGCGAAAAACCAGCAGAGGGUGAAGCGCCUCCGAAAGCCACCAAGCCACGUCGCUCCUCCACCGCUGCUAAGCCGGGAAGGCCCAAAGGCUCCACUAAAGCCGCCAAGGCUGCUGCCGCCGCCGCCAACAACGGCACCAACGGAUCGGCGGAUGCGGCUGGCACCGACGGCGCUGCGGCUUCUCACUCGGGCGCUCUGGGCUCCGAGGGUGCCAAUGGACCUGCUCCACCACCUCCUGCUCCUCACUCCGACCAGCUUACUCACGACGCCAUCGCUUUGGCUGCUGCGGCCGCCGCGGCUGCAGCUGCAGCAGGUCACCAUCCCGUCGGCGCCCAAGCUCAGGAGCAAGACGCUUCUGCCAUGAUCGACCCCGCCAUCGCCGCCGACUCGCAGGCCCAAGCUGCCGCCGCUGCAACCACCGUGGCCGCCAUCAGCUCGGUAGCAGCGUAUCAAUAUGCCAAUUCUAUGGACCCCCCGGAUUUUCACAUGGGGAGGGGAGCACUUAACUCGUACGCUUCGACUCCCUUCCCGCUUCCCGUUCACUCGGCCGUGGCAGCGCUCCACCCGCAGCUCUACCAACCCUCGAGUCCCGAGUCGAACCAGCCCAGAAGCGAGCACGGCAGUCCACGCUACGGCGGUCAAGCUCUCAUACGUCACGGCAGCAACUCCUCCAGAUCCGGCCUCAUGCGACAGCAGGCGGCCCCUUACGAUCAGUACGCAGCCCGUCAGGCGCACGCCUUCGCCAAUCCCGCCGAUGCUUCCAUAUGGGAAGGGUUGGACACCGCCAAACUGCCCUCGCCAGGCCAUGCCGCUGCCACCACGCCCGGUUCAGCAGCGCGUGCCACGGCCAGCAUGCUCGCUUCGCUCGGCUUCCCUGUAACCUCGCCCAUGAGCCAUCUCGGCGAUCGCCCUCGCGCCGGAUCGCACCUCGGCUCCGAUGCCAGCUACUUCCGCUCCACCGCCCCAGGUCUUUCCGGCGGCGUCGCCGCUGGCUAUGGCUCCAACAGCACCAACAGCCCAGCCUUCUCCUUUGGCACUUCCACCUCCUCAGCCGAGACGGGAGCGUCGUCCUCCAGUCACUCGAACUCCAACGCCACCGCUGCUACCAGCACGUCUCAGGGCCAGGAAGCUUCGGGAGCAACGACACCCAAGGAGCCGGUACGCUUCUCCGUGUCGACGCUAGGGCCGCUCUCGCCUUUCUCCAACACUGCGCUCAACUCGUCCAUGUCGCCCUACCUCUCUGCUUUCUCCAAUGCUCGCGACACGCCGCUCGUCUCAAGUCCGCGUUCGCAGCUGCCUACCACGCCCGGCGGCGGCCUAGCUUCGCUGGAUCUGGGCGGCCAAUGGACGGGAAUGCGUCCACCGUCACGCUCCGUCAGCCGGCACAACAGUUUGCAAGGCAUCAACAUAUCAUCGACGACUCAAAGUCAGAGCACGUCUCCCCAGUCCGAAGGCAUCGUCGCUGCUAGCAAGCUCGCAAAAAGCUUUUCGCACGAAAAGCUCAGCCUUUCUGAUAGGACGGGGGCGAACGACAGCAACGAUGUCAAGUCUGCCGCAACGAGCGCUGCCGCUACAUCCGCUGCGACAACAGCUGAUGCAUCGGCCACGUCGUCGAUAUCGGCGUCCUCCGCGACGGUUGUUCCCUCGACAGGUGCGGCGACGACGAGCGGCGCUGGGACGAUCACCACAUCGGCACCUGUGCCGAUCAGCAACAGCGGCAUCGACACACCGAGCCGGUUUGUCAAGAACGAGUCGCAGCAGUAUUUUGAUGGAGGGGCUCUCACGCCAGGACCCGAAGCCUUCCUUUUGAGGCUUCAGGGUGGCGUACAGGAGUUGAGAGCCGGGAUCCACGGAAACGAAAUCUCCUUUUUGCACGGCCCGCACACGGCGCUCAGUUCAGCACCGCUCGGUGCGUCCCAGUUUUCCACCCCAAAUUGGGAUCACUCGAUGUUUUCCAACCCCAGUGCAGGCAGCGUCGCCGCAGCUGCUGCUAGCAGCGGUACACCCGGCGCGCAGCUGAGUGCGCUCGGCUGGCUCAUGAGCCCUAGCAUCCAGCAGCUGCUGACCGCUUUCUCGACGACGGCGGGUUCGGGUACGGUCGACAAGACCAAUACGUCCGACUACUUCAACUCGAAAAUCGUCGCUGCGCCGGACUCGAUCGAGCUCGACUUGACGAGCGUCGAGAUCAUGCCGACGCCGCUGGAAAAAGCGCUGACCGACGUCAAAAACCCUUUUUUCAUUCCCCCGGACAUGUUUCGACCGUGCUACUCGAUUCAGCACUGGAGUCUGCCGCCCAUCGCUCGUCUCAGCGUGCUGGCGUUGCACGCGCAGCAGAACUUGCUCAAGCACUUCCCCGUGAUCCACGAGCCCACGUUCCGCAUCGACACCACGCCAGGCUGCAUCGCUUUCGCAAUGUGCAUGCUUGGAGGUCACGAGGCGGGACGCAAAUGGUGGGCGGGCGAGGAGGUGGUGCCCAAGUCGGCGAUCAACAUCAUCAACAGUCACGGCGCCGCCGAGCCUGUGAAUGGCUUGCAGCGUCUGAUGGAUGACAAGGGCCCGAGCCUUCUCGUCGACGAAGAGGAUGGGCAGGAGCUGGUCAAGCCGAUUGUGAUGGGCGAAAAGAGUGAGAUGCUGAUGCGGGCGUUUGCUAGCCGAUGCAAGAGCGUCAGGGACAAGUGCUCAGUGGUGCAGGCGCUGAUGCUGUUCCAGAGCAACAACUUUCUCAGCAGCGAUGCGACGACACGCACGGUCGCCGGCGUGUCUCACGGCACGGUGGUCAAUAUGGCUCGACAGGCGGGCUUCUUCGAUCCUCACGCCGACCAUGCGCAGCGUCGAACGACCCUGACUGCUGAGGAUGUGAUACAGCAGGUGAUGCUCGAGUCGGUGGAUACGAUCUUCUCGUACUCCUUCUUGCCGUCGUACAGCGACGAGAAGGAGGAGGCGGACCAGAUCUGGCGGCGAUGGGCCGAGCUCGAAGGGCGCAGAAGGAGCGCGUUUGUCAUCUAUACGGUAGAUACGGUGGCGCAUCUGGAUGCAGCUGUGCCCACAUUGUUGUCGACCAAAGAGCUGGCGCACCUACCUCUGCCCAUGCCGGACCACGUCUGGCGCGCGCCGACGGCGUCGAGCUGGCGCACAGCACUCGAUAUCCAUCGGGGCCUGACGCUGGACGAAGCGCUGCAGCAGCUGCUCUCGUCUGAUGCGAAUACCUCUCCGCCGCACGAGCUGCCCGGCUCGCCAUCGUUGUACGGCUCGCAUGGACCGUUCGCUCGUUUGGCGAUGGUGUUGGCGCUGUUGCGUGGCAUCAUCGACAUGCUAGAAGGACGCGCGAUGAGGGUGGCCAAGCCGUCGUCGCUGAGCAAGUGGAUGAAAAUGAGCGGUGCUCAGAGCGACGGAAUCACCGGGUCGGCCAACGAGGCGCAGGUGGCGCUAUUCAAGAAGGCGCUGGCACGGUGGCGCAAGGCAUGGGACCAGGAUCCAACGUGCCGCUUUGCAUCGGUGAAAAAGACGGAUGGCGGUCCGGACGCUGCGGCUGACGACAAAGCGCACUGGACCACGCCUACAGCCGUGACGGGAGGCAAGCACGAGUGGCCGAAAGAGCUGCAACGAACGCUGUUCACGCCGCUCACAGCAUCAGGAGCCACGCCGCUGUCGAACGACGCACUGCCCAUGUACUGGCUUGCUCACGUGUUGGUGACGCACGCUGCAUCGAACCAACGUCUGCCUCUGCGCAGCGUCGAAAGCAAGGUGGGUGCGCCAACAGCACGCAACGGCAGCGGCUAUGCUGCGGCGAACGGUGGACCGGACAUGCCAGAUUUCCGCGCAAUGCUGCGUUUCGCCAAGAACUUUGUCACUCGCGGCGAAAAAUGA